Closterium sp. Naga37s-1 is the source of this 2355-nucleotide messenger RNA. The record is from the annotation of a GenBank genome assembly. Lineage: Eukaryota; Viridiplantae; Streptophyta; Zygnematophyceae; Desmidiales; Closteriaceae.
AUGCCACACGCGAGCCGAACAUCCGCUACUCUUAUCAGGUCACUCUAUAGUAGCGAGUUUGCGUCCCUAGUACUCAGUGGCGAUCCGAAGCAUGUCUUCAAUUGGCAGGCUCCACGUGGCUUCAAGAGUCCAGGCCGCCUCACCAGCGUCGUUCUUCGCCUGCUUGUGGUAACCGCGUACCUCCUCUCGCUCCCUGCCGCCACCAACGCCGCCGUGCCAACAUGCGCCAGCCUCGCAGCUCAAGCGCCCUCUUUGAACCUCCUGCGCAAUGCGGGCUUCGAGGAAGUUUCCGCUGCAGCAGAUUGGCCCUCGCCCCUGUCGUCCUGGGUGCCGCUCGUCCCCGGCGGCGCAGCAGCGCAGCAAGGGCAGGUUGGGGGGGCGGGGGCGGGGGCGGGGGCGGGGGGAGGGGGAGGGGAGAUUUCGCGCGGGGACCCGUCCGUUGCUGCUGAGGGAGGUCGGUUCGUUCGCCUGCAGCCCAGCAACGGCAGUGGCGGCAUCAGUGGCGAGCUCUGGGGGAGCGGGCCGAGUGAGAGUGAAGGGGCAGUGUGGCCGGUGCAGGGACUGGGGCAGCUGCUGUGUGUCGUGGAAGGUGGAGAGCAGCAGCAGCAGGGGGAGUUUUCGCUAUAUUUCCAUGCUAGGGCACGCGAGUGCUCGUUUGACUUGGGUUCUCUCUUGGGAUUUUGGCCGAUGCGAGCAAUGAUUGUCGCCGUGCCCCUGCCACCACCACCAGCGACUAACAGCAGCAGCAGCGUGGACGAGGGCGAUCUGGCCAGGGCGCUAGCAGCAGCUACGAGCAGCGGAGACAUGACGGUGGUGCAUCAAUGGACCAUCGGCGUUCCCUGCCUCAACAACAACUCCUACUCUCUCUCGGGCCUCCUGCCCUGGCGCCAGCACGGACCCUACUCCUUCCACCUCCCACCCUCCCCCGCCUCCGCCUUUGCUCUAUCCUUCCCGCCGCAAGGCGUGGCGCUGCACGUCGUGCUGCUGGAGGGCAGUGGGGUGGACACCAGCGGCACCAUUUGGGUGCCUCCUCCCGGAGAUACGUCCGUGCCUGGUGGUGGGUCCGUGACUGGGGGUGGGUCCGUGACUGGGGGUGGGUCCGUGCCAGGGGGUGGGUACGAGCCAGGGGGUGGGUCCGUGCCAGGGGGUGGGUCCGUGCCAGGGGGUGUGCCUGAGACUGGGGGUGUUCCAUUGGGUGGAGAGGUAGCAGCAGCAGCAGCAGUGGAAGGCGGAGCGCUCACGUCGGCGGCAGCGGCAGCAGGGAACAUCGACAUUGACUUGGUCACUGUGGCUCCCCGAGGCACAGGUGCGCUCAGAGGCACAGGUGCGCCAAGAGGCACAGGUGCGCCCAGAGGCACAGGUGCGCCCAGAGGCACAGCGGCCUCCGCCCCUCCGUCCUUCUCCUACUCCCCGUUGACCUCCUCCUCGCCCCUCCUCACCUCCGGCUCGGCCCGCCUCCUCCCCUCCUCGCUGCGCCUCACCCCCCUCUCUCCCCCCCACCAAGCGGGCCUUGCCCUACACCCCACGCCAUUCCCCCUCGUCUCCCCCGCCUCCCCCACCCCCCCCUGCCGCCCCUACUCCUUCUCCUCCUCCUUCUCCUUCCGCCUCUCCUCCCCCCAAUCCGCUGCUGCUCUCGGGGCCGACGGCUUUGCUUUCGUUUUCCUGCCCGACCCGACACUCGGGCUGCCCGGGCCAAACAUGGGAUACAGCAGAAGGCCUUACCGGCAGGAAGAGUUUUUUGUGGGUGUGGAAGGGGGGGAUGCGGAGGUGGGGGAAGGGGAAGAGUGUGUGAUAGCGAAUGGGACCAUUACAUGCACCACGACUGGCAGCACCAGCAGUAGCUCCAGUAGUAUCACCUUCAACAGCAGCCUGCCACAUCAGCACAGCCUGGCAGUGGAGUUUGACACGUCAUCAACUCGUUUAUCUGUGGAUCCAACCACUCACCACGUGGGGAUCAACGUGGAUUACAGCAUGACGUCAGCAGGCCAUGCGUCCGUGCACCCUGCGGGCAUGGGCUCGCUGGGCGGCAACGAGACGCUGCAUGCGUGGGUGGCCUACAACGCCACCGCCUCGCUGCUCUCCGUGCGCCUCUCCUCCUCGCCCGCCAUGCCCCCCUCCGCCCUCCUCUCCCUCCCCUUCAAUGCCUGCGACCUCUUUCACAAUGCUCCGAAUGAGGACGGAGGGGAGGGGGAGGCCGUGUUGGUGCAUGCGGGGUUUGCAGCCGGCACGGGGCUGCUGCCGCUGCACACUCAGACGCACGACAUCCUCUCCUGGACCUUCCACGUGGACUCCAAAGCAGCAGCAGCAGCAGCAACAGCAGCAGCAGCAGCAGUUCUGGUGCUACUGAAGGAGUGA